Molecule: messenger RNA, 2231 nt
Organism: Poecile atricapillus (Black-capped chickadee)
Lineage: Eukaryota; Metazoa; Chordata; Aves; Passeriformes; Paridae
Product: acyl-coenzyme A thioesterase 5-like
Exons: 3
Coding region: 1-1398 (465 amino acids)
Biological process (GO): acyl-CoA metabolic process; fatty acid metabolic process
Molecular function (GO): fatty acyl-CoA hydrolase activity
Source: RefSeq, a predicted model, not a curated record
AUGUGGCAGGUCAGUGCCCGCUGCCUGUGCCGGGCCAGCUCCCGCGCCUGGCAGAAGUGGCUGCUCUGGCCCGGCCCCUGCGGUCCUGCAGCCCCUCGCAGCCGCAGCCCCGCGUGGAGCUCCGGGACAGCCCCCGCCCAGGGACUCUCCUCCAUGGCUCCCUCUAUCCGCCUGUCGCCCGCCGCCCGCAGUCUCUUCGACGAGCCGCUGGCCAUCGCCGUGCAGGGCCUCGGCCCGCGGCAGCAGAUCACGCUGCGCACGUCCUUGCGGGACGAGACCGGAGAGCUCUUCCAGGCCAGUGCCCGCUACCAGGCGGGCGACGACGGGGAGCUGGACCUCGCCCGCUGUCCCGCGCUGCCGGGAGGCAGCUUCUCCGGCCUGGAGCCCAUGGGGCUGCUCUGGGCUUUGCAGCCCCAGAAGCCUUUCUGGCGGCUGGUAAAGCGGGACGUGCAGAGCCCCUUCCUCCUGCAGCUGGAGGUGUUUGAGGGCCACGGGCAGCGCCCCGGGCGGCUCCUGGCCCAGGCGCAGCACGAGCGGGCGUUCCUGCGGGACGGGGUGCGGAGAGUGCCGGUGCGAGAGGGGAGGAUCCGGGCGACGCUAUUCCUGCCCCCCGGAGAAGACACCUUUCCAGGGAUCAUUGAUAUACAUGGAAUUGGAGGAGGUCUUUUUGAGCCCAGAGCAAGCCUGCUGGCCAAUCAUGGCUUUGCCACACUAGCCCUGGCUUAUUAUCAGUUUGAGGAUCUGCCCCAGAAACCAAAGGAACUCCACCUGGAAUAUUUUGAAGAGGCAAUAAACUAUAUGCUGCAGCACCCACAGGUGAAGGGUCCAGGGGUUGGCCUGCUCGGUUUCUCCAAAGGGGGUGAAAUGUGCCUUGCCAUGGCUGCCUUCCUGAAGAACAUCAUGGCUGUUGCUUCCCUCAAUGCCCCUGUUGCUAUUACAUGUAUUCCUCUCUCUUACAAGGAUAAAAUCAUCCCCACUUUGACGUUAUAUGAACACAAAGCCAAGGCCACCAAUUCCAAAUGUCUUGACUAUUCUGAUGUCCUUGAUGAUCCCUUUCAAGCCCCUGGCAACCAAAGCCUGAUCCCACUAGAGAAAGCUGAGGCACAGUUCCUAUUUGUCCUGGGACAAGAUGACCAUGUUGUCAAAAGUGAGCAUUAUGCUACUGAAGUCUGCAAGCUUCUGCAGGCUCAAGGGAAGGAAAAUUUUCAGAUUCUCUCCUACCCUGGAACAGGGCAUUGCAUAGACCCUCCCUUUUUCCCUUUGUACCACAUAGGAAGCCACCCUGUUUUUCACAAGCGGGCAGUCCUGGGUGGGGAGCUCAGGGCUUAUUCUAAAGCUCAGGUUCAUGCUUGGUCACAGAUCCAGGCUUUUUUCAAAAAGUAUUUAACUGUUAACUAAUGUGCAACAAAUAGUGUGCAAGCAAGGUCAAACCUUGUCACGGGUGUACCAGUAAAACUACAGUAUCUUCCAUGACUUUGCACAUCCAUAACACAGCAAAUAAAAGGGUUUGCCUUUUCUGUUCCUCCCUCAAACUUUUUGCUCAAGUGCCAAGAAAAGGAAUGGUGGUUUUUGCAUUAGUCUCUGAUAAAACAUGUCAUGUGCAAAGUGCACGGUUACGUUUCUUGGGUGGUUUCUAUUCCUUUAAUACUUGACAGUGCUUUCCAUGUCACUGUGGUGUCUACAUGAAUGUGCUAUCCUCAGGUCAUACCGAGCUCCCAAAUGACAAUUUUGGAGCAGAGAUUUCACUGCUCUUGUGGUCAAUGUGUUAUUGCAAAUGGAAACAUCUCUGACAUCUGUGCUGCUGCAAAUGUAUAAGAACGGCUGCUCUAGACAGGAUGCUGGGCUGUCUCUGGGUAAGCCUUGGGAAUAGUUGUUUGCCUUUUGUACCUUCUUUCCAUCUUUGCUUGAGAAGGAAGUGCUCUGGCUCAUGGAUAUUUCUGGGCCCAAGAUGUCAUGCAAAAAACUUUCUGUUGAAUUUACAGCCAUUUUAUUCUCCCACAUCAUGUGGAACAUUUGAAUCUUUGUUACAGGGAUGAGAAUUGUAAUAAAGUGACUGAGAUUUGAAACCUAUGGAGUCUCUUGCUGUGCUUUGGUUAGAAGCAGGGUUUGCAACUUUACUACUUUCUCAUCCCAGGUGAUGGCUUAAUAAAGUUGCAGCAACUUGGGAUCAAAGGUUGCCCAGGUGGGAACAGGAGACCACAGAAGACAGACACAUAGCCCCCUUACCUUCA